Molecule: messenger RNA, 1188 nt
Organism: Dentiscutata heterogama
Lineage: Eukaryota; Fungi; Glomeromycota; Glomeromycetes; Diversisporales; Gigasporaceae
Source: the annotation of a GenBank genome assembly
AUGUCAUCAGUCGUUUUAGCCAAUGCUUUAUUAAGAGACAUUAGUAAACGUUAUGAAAAUGCAGAUGAUUAUGAUGUGAAUCUUUACGUUGGUGAAGAACCAGAAAUCGAAGUUUUUCAAGCUCAUUCUUUUAUCUUACGAGCUAGGUCUGCAUAUUUUCGUGCCGCAUUAUCUAAUAAUUGGGUAAAAAAAGAAAAUGAUAAAAUUUCCUUUAGAAAACCAAAUAUUUCACCUAAAUUGUUUGGACCUAUCUUAAAGUAUAUGUAUACAAGUAGUAUCGAACUAAAUAUAGAGUCAGCAAAUAGGCAGGAAUAUUUUGAGCUUAUAGCAGCAGCAGAUGAAUUGACACUUACAGAAUUAGUUGAUCAUAUACAAGAGCAUAUAAUUUCGAAUGAAAAAGGAUGGUUACUCGAAAAUUUUGUUCAAGUCUUUCAAAAAAUUUCCACAUAUGAAGCGAUGCGUAAACUUCAAGAUUAUUGUGCAGAAUUAAUUUGUAAUGACCCGUCAGUCGUUUUUACAUCGGAUUUUGGAUCACUUGAAGAGCCAGCCUUAUUAGCAUUAUUACAACGACAACCUAAAUAUACAUCGGUAUUACCACCUCGAAUGGGUCUAAGGCCAGACUCAGUCAUAAUAACAUCACAACACGCAGCAAUUAUUGCAAACUGGAUUUACAAUAAACCUAGAGAUACAUACAAGCCUCAUGAGAUACCAUAUCAUUUUAAAUUGUUAAUUCGUGGCAGUCGGGAUGGUUUUACACAAGAAGAAUUUCAUAAACGUUGCGAUCAUAAAGGAGCAAACAUUGUAGUUGUUAAGGUAGAAGGAGCACCUAUAGUUGUUGGUGGAUAUAAUCCCCUUGGAUGGACAUCAGCUAAUGAUUGGAGACAAACAAGCGAAAGUUUUAUAUUUUCACUAAACAAGCAACUAAAGACAACAAUAAUGGGCCGAGUGAGGAAUCCUAAUUGUGCUAUCCGGGAUACAGUUUCAAAGCAGUGGAUCGGAUUUGGAGUAGGAGAUCUUCAUUUUCUUGAUGGAUCAUGUAGUCCGAAUGAUUACGAUGCAAAAAUUUUAGAUUCAACAAGAUACAUUGUUGAGGAUUAUGAAGUCUUUCAGAUUUUGAAUAAAGUUAAACCAGGUAAUGGUAUGAAAGAUAGACCAUCAAAGCCAACAUCUAUUUUCGGAUUCAUGUGA